Drosophila innubila is the source of this 2766-nucleotide messenger RNA. RefSeq names its product sorting nexin-17 (gene Snx17). Bases 248 to 1789 code for a protein of 513 amino acids. NCBI's taxonomy places the organism in Eukaryota, Metazoa, Arthropoda, Insecta, Diptera, Drosophilidae. Gene Ontology annotation, molecular function: phosphatidylinositol binding. Gene Ontology annotation, cellular component: early endosome. The record is from RefSeq and is a predicted model, not a curated record. The transcript has a single exon. Gene Ontology annotation, biological process: intracellular protein transport.
UAGUCGCUCACCUCUAGCGUGUAGGUGAAAAAAUGCACAAUCGCAAAUUUUUAAUUAAAUAAAAUUAAUCCAUGAACAAAAAAAGGCAAAGUGACUAAUCCAGCCAGCACAAGGCCGGGGACGUCAAUGACGCAAAAGUGAAACGCAAUGAAAAAGUGAAGGCAUCAGCAGCAGCGUCCCACAGCAGCAUCAAAAAAAAAACAACAGCAAUAACAACAACAAUAAAGAAAAAGGGGCAACUGCAAGAAUGCAUUUCUCAAUACCAGACACACAGGAACAAUAUGCGGAUGGGAGCGGUGGCUCGCCCACGUACACGGUGUACAAUAUCUAUAUAAAUGGUAACUAUCACUGCUGCCUGCGCUACAAGCAGCUGCACGCGUUGCACGAACAGCUGCGUAGGCGUUGCACAGACGCCGCCCUGCCGCCGUUUCCCCCUAAACGAUUGCUGCCCCUUAGCAACAGUCAGCUGGAGACACGACGCGCCGCUUUAGAGCAUUAUUUGCAGAUCAUUGGACAGGAUUCGCGUAUUGCACGUCUGUCAUACCUGCAGCAGUUUCUGCAGCGGGCACAGUUGGACACUGCGCUCUCCGAGUGCACCGUGGGCAGUGAGAACGAGCAGCAGCAGCUGCAGGUGGAGGUGUACAGCAGUGGCAGUGGCAGCACUGGUGUGGGUGAGGGUGGAGUACAGUUGCUGGUCAACUGUCAUGUCCAGCAGAACGCGAGUGCUGUGCUGCAAUCCGUCUGCCAAACACUGCAGUUACCCGAUGAACUAAUGCAAUUCUUUUGUUUGUAUCUCAUGCGCAAAGUGGAAACGGAGGAAACGGAUUCGCCGUUGAGUUCGCCGAAUGAGCCGCCAAGCGUUUUGCUGCUCCGUCGAUUGAUGGACUUUGAGUCACCAUUUAUAACGCGCCUGCACGCGCAGCCAUGUCAAUUGCUAUUGCGCACCUGCUACUGGAACGCACGCUGGGAUGCCAAGCUGCUGGGCAACAGUGUGGCGCUCAGCUUGCUCUACCAUCAAACGCUGACGGAUGUGGCACGGGAGUGGAUCAUUUGUACGCCGGAGAUGCGACGACAGCUGUGCAGUCUGCAGCUGCAAUCGCGACCGUUGCAAUACCUGGAUCUGGUGCGUCAACUGCCAUCCUAUGGCUGUCUACAGUUUGGCGUCGCCCAGGUCGACUAUCCGGAACUGGACACCCAGGCAAUGGUGACCAUUGGCAAUCGGGAGCUCAGUUUGCGCACAGCGCGUGGCGCCAAAAUCUACGAGACCAAAUUCCGAGUGACACGAAUGCGUUGCUGGCGAGUUAGCGCCCUGCACAACACCUACGAGUCAAGGGAUCAGCCCACACAGCUGCAGCUGUCCUUUGAGUAUCUGAUGUCCAAGCAAACGCUGCGCUGGAUCACAAUCACGAGCCAACAGGCGAUGCUUAUGUCCGUCUCGCUGCAGGCGAUGGUCGACGAACUGUUGCACAAUGACAACAACAGCGGAGUAGGUGGUAGCGAUGAUGAGCAUGAGGCAAGCACGUCUCGAGGUGCCUCGGAAUCUACAUCAUCGACACCCAGCUCGGCAUCCUCAUCUUGUACCUCCACAUCGGGCACGUCAUCAACAACAGCAACAAUGACGACAACACAACAACAACAACCGCCGGUCAAGUUUCUAGCUCAACGUUGCAAGCAACAACACAAAUUGACAACGGCUCGCACAUUUGCAGCCGUUUUCUUUCGAAACGAUGAAAACGCCGCUGCCGUGCGCAACGAGGCGUUUGAGGGAAUUGGCGAUGAUGAUCUUUAGACGUAUGUUCAAUUCCUGGUAGCACUGGAAAGCCAUCAACAUCACUAACUAAUCUCAAACAGAUAUAUUUUUAAAUUGUUAUAUCACUUGAUAUUUACUUUACAUUUUCAAAUGUAACACAUAUUUUCUUCAAGUGUUUUCAGACACUGACUACCCCUAAUGCAAGCUGUAUUUAUAUAAGGUGACGUCUUCGUUAACAGCUGAGAAGGUUAAACCAAGAUGUUUUUAAUUGUACAUACAUCUUGAAAAAAAAAACUUUCAGAGAGAGAGUGAGAAAGAGGCGCUGGAACGAACGUUUUCUUUAAAACUGUCAAAAUAGGUACCUCUACGAGAGCAACUGUGUCGAAGACGCCACCUUAUAAAAAAUACACCUUGCCUUAAUGCUACCAGAUUAGACAAGUGGGAUAAUUGAUCGUUUCCUAGUAUACUACUUACUAAAUAUAUGUGAGUGUGCAUGUGUGUGUUUUGAGUGUAUAAAAAUUGGUUUAUUAGGUUCAAUUCGUAAACAGCGCGCAGCCAAAAUAGUUUUUUAAAACAAAAUUGUAACUGUUAGCACAAAACUAAACAUUAAUAAUAUAAAUGUGUGUUUGUAUUUAGGCAUAAUAAGUUAGUUAAGUUUAUUGAAAAUACCGAAUGUAACGAACGGUACUUUCCCUCCCUCCAAUUUCCCUCUCCCCAUGGUGCUGCCAAAAUGUUAAUGCGAAAAGUAUGAAAACUCGGAAUGUGCAUUUUAUUCUGUUAAAGACAAAAGUAAUUUUAUUAUCGAAUUACGAAAUACAUAUGAGAUGAUCAUAUUGUCGAAAAGAUGAUUGAUUCAAGAACAUUGUGUUGUGUUUGAGGAUGCUCAUUAAGAACUCUAGACUUAUGUUAUACUACAUUUUUAAAGUAAAUGUUUAUGCAUACGUAUAUAUAGUAUAUAUGGCAAUUCUUUUGUAAAUGACUUUUUUUUAAUAAUUACUCUCUACAUUUCCUUUUUA